Molecule: messenger RNA, 4360 nt
Organism: Megachile rotundata (alfalfa leafcutting bee)
Lineage: Eukaryota; Metazoa; Arthropoda; Insecta; Hymenoptera; Megachilidae
Gene: sw
Product: cytoplasmic dynein 1 intermediate chain short wing
Biological process (GO): transport along microtubule
Cellular component (GO): cytoplasmic dynein complex
Molecular function (GO): dynein light chain binding; dynein heavy chain binding
Source: RefSeq, a predicted model, not a curated record
UGCUGUUGUCGCAAUGCAAAAGAUUUGCAUGCGGGCGGGUCGAAUAGAUGUAAAAGAAAUCGAAACUACGGCAGUUCUUUACAUUUUUACUUAUAAAAUACAUUUUACGACAAUAGGUGAAUGUUUGAUAUGUUUCUUGUAAUAAAAAUAUAAAACUUUGAGUCAGUUUAUAGUGUUGGUGUGACUGGAUGACAGAUGGACGAUUCUUGGCGAAGCCCCUUUUAUUGAAUAUUUUAACGCGAAUAUAUGGUGUUAGGAAAAUAGUAUAAUGAUGUCUGACAGAAAAGCAGAACUUGAAAGAAAGAAAGCCAAGCUUCAGGCCAUCAGGGAAGAAAAAGAAAGACGCAGGCGAGAAAAGGAACAGAAAGAUGUUGAAGAGGCAACAGUUCGUGCUGCGGGAGCAGAUAAAGAUCAUCGUAAAGAACUGGAUGCUAUGUUAUCAUCUUUGGGCGUAGCACCAGUAUCGGAUGUAUUGUCUAGUUUAUCUAGUAUGAAUUCUUUGACUCCGGAACAAAGUGCUAAUGCUACUCCCGAUGCUAGUCUACAACCAUCUAGUAUAAACUCUGCUCAAAGUGCUGGAAGGAAGAAGAAUCGAGAACUUACAAUUGUUUCUGUGGCACAUACCAAUAUUCCACCUGUAGAACCAGUUGUUUAUAGUAAACAAACACAAACCAUUCAGACAACACAUACAUCUCACGACGGACUGUCCGCAUCUUCUUCUGCAUACACCAUCUACUCCUGUUCGACAACAACACCAACUCACUCUUACUCCGCAGGCUACUUUGAGGCUGACUGGUGGCGUCCCAGGAAAGGUGGGUCUGCACCAAACUACCUAUACGAGUACAAUCUAAAUCCUGGUUUAGAAUGGGAGGACGAAUUUACAGCCGAAGAUGAAGAGAACAGCUUGCCGCAUAUGGACGGUUUCCAGAGCAAACUUCCUCCUGGUAUUCUUCCUCAUGGUUUACCUCAAGUUAAAGAAGUGCAGCCCGCCGUUACACAAGUGGAGCAGGAAAAAGAAAAAGAAAAACCUAAAGAAGUACGAGAACUUAGUGAAGAGGAGAAACAAAUGAUCAUAUUAUCUGAAGAUUUCCAACGAUUUCUUGACCGUACAAGUCGUAUUGUAGAAAGAGCAUUAGGAGAAUCUGUUGAUAUUUAUACCGAUUACACCGGCACCGUGGAUGGUGAAGAUGGAAUGGACGAAAAGAGCCAUCAACGUCUAUGGUUGAACCGGUCGUUCUUCUGCGACCGGUGGUCUCGCAACCGUUGUGUGACCUCGAUGGAUUGGUCAUCUCAAUUUCCGGAACUUCUUGUAGCUUCCUAUAACAAUAACGAUGACACCCCUAACGAUCCCGACGGGGUCUGUUUAGUUUGGAAUACAAAGUUUAAGAAAACCACACCGGAAUUCAUUUUUCACUGUCAGUCUCCGGUGAUGUCAACCACGUUCGCUAGAUUUCACCCUAAUUUAAUCUUAGGAGGUACUUAUUCUGGUCAGAUUGUUCUGUGGGACAACAGAGUUCAAAAGAGAUCUCCCAUUCAACGUACUCCACUAUCAGCCAGUGCGCACACUCACCCUGUUUAUUGUUUAAACAUUGUUGGAGCUCAAAAUGCACACAAUUUGAUAAGUAUUUCAACUGAUGGGAAGGUUUGCUCUUGGAGUUUAGAGAUGCUGUCACAACCGCUGGAGACGUUAGAGCUUCAUACUAAGCAAUCGAAGCCUAUUGCUGCUACUUGUUUGGCAUUUCCUUAUGGAGAUGUCAAUAAUUUUGUUGUAGGUAGCGAAGAUGCAACCGUAUAUUCUGCUUGUCGUCACGGCACAAAAGCUGGAGUACUAGAAACUUAUGAAGGUCAUCAAGGACCAGUUACCGGAAUCAGCGCGCACGCUGUACUAGGAGGAAUAGAUUUCUCACAUUUAUUCUUAACAUCUUCGAUUGACUGGACGAUUAAAUUGUGGAGUCUUAAAGAGAAUAAUCCUCUGUACUCUUUUGAACACAAUGGCGACUACGUGUACGACGUCGCUUGGUCACCGACGCAUCCAGCUUUGUUUGCUGCUGUAGACGAUUCAGGACGAUUGGAUUUGUGGAAUCUUAAUCAAGAUACCGAAGUGCCUACAGCUAGUAUAGUAAUUGAUGGAUCCCCAGCUCUUAAUAGGGUGUCAUGGACUCCUAGUGGGUUGCACGUAACCGUUGGGGAUGAUACGGGAAAGAUCUGGGUGUACGACGUUGCCGAGCAUUUAGCACAUCCAAGGAUCGAUGAAUGGAAUAAAUUCUUGUACACACAACAAGAAUUAAAACAUAAUAAAGCAGAUGAAGAAUUGCAUAAAUUAAAUCUGAGGGAGCCUGCUUCCUUAACUUCUACACAUCCUUUAACUAGGUAUGGCUAGUCCUCUUAGAUAAAGAUAUUUUGUUCAGGUAUCGUUAUUACUUUCGGUUUAAAUAUCAACUUAAAAUGAAAUGAACUUCAUGUAUAAUCUUAAAGAACAACACUAAAAAAAAGAACAAGGAGACGUAUUAAUUGCUGUUUAUCGAUGUAUCUUUAAGUAUCUGUAGAAUAUUUUUAUUUUGUAUAAAGCAUUGAACAGCAAAACGAAUGCGUGAACAAUUUACACGCACCACAUUUGCUGUGUCUUCAAACGGCUAUAAAUUCAACAUGUCCAGUAGAAACAGUAUAUGCUUAUUACACUAUUUUAAUGCAGUAAAUACGUUAAGCAUGUAUGCGACAUAUUUGUGCAUGUAAAUAAUCAAAGCUAUAAAUACCAAUGAAAUUGAUAAAUUGCAGAAGCAACAUAAAAAAAUGAUAAAUUUAACAAAACCAAUAUCAAAUAAAUUAUUAUAAUAUCUUAGUUGCUAAUAUCCGUGGAUAUUUAUAUGUCACGUUUAGAAUAAUUUUUCAAAAUACGUAUAUUGUUUUCAUUCUAAUACUCUUAACUAACGUAUUAAAAGUAACGUUAUUAAGAACACUUAUGAAGAUUUAAUUAUUAUUUAUAUUCGUUUAGGAACUUAAUAUAAUUUAAGCGCUGUAAUUCGUUUUCUGUAUAGUUUAUAGUAUAAUAAAUAUAGAAAAAUUAAGUAAAUAAAGAUUAUCGACUAAAAAUGUAUAUAUAACAUUACUUUUGUGUUAUUAUAAACUGCUGGGCUUUAUCAAAAAUGUGAUAUUGUUAUAUACUACUGUGUUGGAAUACGUACUUCUGCUCAAAUUAAGCAUACUUUAAAUGUAAUUUUUUUAUAAGAAGAACCUUUUAAUCCUAAUUUGUCGAUCAUGGAAUUUUCUGCCGGAUGCAUUACAUCAUAAAUUUAUUAAAUGUUUUUGUAACGCAUAUUUUUUAAUUUAAUUUUUAAUAAAUGAUGAUGAUUGUCUGUAUAAGUAAAUAAGUUGAUUUUCUUUAAUGCUGCAAAUAAAAAUUUAUUCAAAAAUUGAUUGCGUACUGUUUAUUCAGUACUUUAGACAGUUUUAUCAUAAACAUAACAUUUUUUUCAUCCUGUAAUCUUGUAGAUGUAUAUUUACUUUUCAGGGUUAAAUGUAAAAUAGAAAUCAUGUGCAAAUUCGGUAAGAAAUGUUUUAUUAUGACUACAUCUAAUUUUAAUUUAUAUUGUUACUCGUUAACAACAAUUUUCGUAAGGUUUUAAAUGUCGUGCAUGUAGGAUAAAAAUGUUUUUUUAUUAUAAUAAUAAAUUUUAUUGUCAAUAAUAGCAUUACGUUUACAUAAUAAAUGAAUAACUUAAGAUAUGUUGAAAAUAUACACUUUGAUCGCCACAUUUAAAGCUUUUUAAACAUAUUCUUAUGAUAAACUCUUCUAUAAUAAAAAACAAUUUAUAAACAAAUUAAAUAACAUAAAUUUUAUUAUCUCUAAAAAAUUUCGUAGAUUAUUUUUCCAAUACCAAAUUUAGAUCUAAUACAUAUUUUUCACAAUGUUUUUCAUUUGUAAACUUUGAGAUUCGGAUAAAUUGAUUUUUCAAUUACUAUCAAUUAAAGAAUAACUUAUUUUACGUAUAUUAUUUUAUGCACCUUUGCAUGUUUUGUUUAUAUAAGCUGUUAACAAUAAAAAGUUUUAACCACUAUGCAAAAUUCAAUUGUAGACGGUCUGAAGUUCGUAGUUUCCGUUUGUUUUGUAUUAAAGGUAGAAACGAGGAUAAAUAGUAUAAACAUUAUACGCUAACUAAAGUAUCGGUUAUUCAGUUUAAAAUUUUGCUUGGCAACCAUUUACGUAAAAAUCUAACAGUACUAAUAUCGCUUUUAAUUUUGAUCGUGCAUCGACAGUUUGUAUACAGUCAAGAUAUUCAAGCUAGUUUGAGUCUUGCUCUUUCUUGCAUUCACUUCUCUUACACAUUUCUCUUACACUUCUCUUGUUAACUCUAAAUCAUCG